CGAACAAAAAAAAACUGGAUCCAACGGAUCUGAGAAACAUAACAGUAUAACACUAACGACCGUUAAAACUGAUUCAUAAGCCUGAGAGCUUCCGACCAAGAAGAUCCGUCACAAAAUGAUGCCAACUUCUCCGAGGCUGAAGCUCUUCCACGCGCGUCCAACGCGCCGACGACCGUCUACGAUCGUCCUCACCUCUCUCGCGAUCGGACUCUUCGGCUUCCUCUUCGGACUCUCCGCCAUCGUAUUCCCGGGUAUCCGGCUAUCCGCCCGGACCUGCCUCACCAAUUCUCCUCCAAAAACUGUACGCGUCGUCUGGAACGUCGCCGGAAGUAGCAACAACGGCAAUGGCGGCAUUAGCAUCAGCGGAGUGAAGAGGCACAAGGUGAUGGGAUUCGUCGGGAUCCAAACCGGAUUCGGUUCAGCUGGGAGGAGACGAGCGCUCAGGAACACGUGGAUGCCCUCCGAUCCACAAGCCCUUCGACGCUUGGAAGAGUCAACAGGAUUAGCCAUUAGGUUUAUUAUAGGCAAAACCAAAGACGAAUCGAAAAUGGCUGAGCUUAGAGAGGAGAUCGCAGAGUUCGAUGACUUCAUACUGCUUGAUAUCGAGGAGGAGUACAGUAAGCUCCCAUACAAAACUUUGGCUUUCUUCAAAGCUGCGUAUGCCUUGUAUGAUUCAGCCUUCUAUGUCAAAGCUGAUGAUGAUAUUUAUUUGAGGCCAGAUCGGUUGUCCUUGCUGUUGGCUAAAGAGCGGAGUCACUCUCAGACAUAUCUUGGUUGUCUGAAGAAAGGUCCUGUUUUCACAGAUCCAAAGCUUAAAUGGUAUGAACCUUUGGCAGAUUUGCUUGGUCAAGAGUAUUUUCUUCAUGCCUAUGGACCUAUAUACGCUCUUUCUGCAGAUGUUGUCACCAGUUUAGUUGCUUUAAAGAACAACAGUUUCAGGAUGUUUAGCAACGAGGACGUGACAAUAGGUGCGUGGAUGCUGGCGAUGAACGUCAACCACGAGAACCACAAGACCCUUUGUGAACCACAGUGCUCACCUUCCUCCAUUGCUGUUUGGGAUAUACCCAAAUGCUCAGGGCUUUGUAACCCAGAGAAAAGGAUGUUGGAACUUCACAAGACAGAGAGCUGCUCAAAGAGCCCGACUUUGCCAUCGGAAGAUGAGUAAUCUUACCUCUUAUUGAUCUCCUUUUAUGGUCAAAGAUCCGAGGCUACACGUCCACCAUUGCAGUUGCUUUGCACAGAUUGUACAAGACUUCAAUUUAUUACUACUCAAUGAGAAGAAAAGAGAGGAGAGUUGAUCAUUUCGCUUAAACGGCUUUUAUAAAAGCUAGGGUUAGUAGUUUUUGUGUAACCCCAACUUUUGGACGAUUCCUUGUUGUACAAGUAUAAUAUUGAAUUAUCUGUAACUUCCAUCUUUUGAGGGACCACAUUUCAGACU
Molecule: messenger RNA, 1438 nt
Organism: Raphanus sativus (radish)
Lineage: Eukaryota; Viridiplantae; Streptophyta; Magnoliopsida; Brassicales; Brassicaceae
Product: probable beta-1,3-galactosyltransferase 13
Exons: 7
Coding region: 116-1165 (349 amino acids)
Cellular component (GO): Golgi membrane
Molecular function (GO): hexosyltransferase activity
Source: RefSeq, a predicted model, not a curated record